UAUAAAUAGUAGUGUUCAUAAUGUGUUCAAUCAAUUCUUAACACAGACCAAACACAAUAUAAUCAAGAUGAUGAAGCUCUUCCUCCUUUUUUCGCUUUUCGCCUUCUGUCAAGGUCAGAACACAUGGAGAGAAGACUAUCCAUUCAUCAAGAAUGCAAGCUCUGUAUCAAAAACUAAAGCGUAUGACUACAUAAUAAUCGGAGGCGGAACUGCAGGCUGCCCUUUGGCUGCAACUCUGUCGCAGAAAUUUAAUGUUUUGUUGCUGGAAAGAGGUGAUGUUCCGUUUGAUAACAAGAAUGCCACGCUCCUCAGAAAUUAUCACAUUGGUACUGCAGAUUCUUCGGCAACUUCAGCUGCGCAGUACUUUGUUAGUGAAGGUGUUUAUAAUAUUAGGCCUCGGGUUUUAGGUGGAGGGACUAGCAUCAAUGCUGGAUUCUACACCAGACCCAGUUUAAGGAGUCUUGCUGAGCUAGGAUUAGACCCGAAACUGGCCUAUGAAUCGUACCCGUGGGUCGAGAAACAGAUUGUUUAUAAGCCGGUUUUGAAUCCUUGGCAAACUGCUGUGAAGAAUGCUUUGGUGGAAGUUGGGGUAACUCCGGACAAUGGCUACACUUAUGAACACUUGUUUGGAACCAAAGUCAGUGGUAUUAUUUUCGACAAAGAUGGCAAUCGUCACACUGCUGCUGAACUACUUCGAUCCGCUAACAGCAAGAACCUUGAUGUUCUCAUCCAUGCAACUGUUCAGAAGAUUGUGUUUGAUCAAACAUCAGGCAAGCCAAGGGCUGUUGGAGUGAUAUUCAACGAUGAAAAUGGGAACCAACAUGAAGUGAAUUUGUCGAAGAAUGACAAGAGUGAAGUUAUAUUGUCAUCUGGUGCAAUUGGGAGUCCACAGCUGCUUUUACUGAGUGGGAUUGGACCAAAGGCUGAGCUUGAACAAAUGAACAUCACUGUGGUGCUUGACAAUCAAUUUGUUGGCAAACAAAUGGCAGACAAUCCUUUGAACACUAUCGUCGUUCCCUUCAAUAGGCCGAUGACUCAAUCGUUGAUUCAGCUUGUUGGGAUCACGCGACAGGGUGUGUACAUUGAGACGAGCUCUGGAUUUGGUCAGAAUCCGGAUACAAUCAUCUAUACUCGUGAUAAUUCAUCAUCACCUGAGGAAGAGCUCCCGCGUGAAAAUUUUAAUGCUGCUUUUAUACUAUCAAAGGUUGCAAAUCCAUUGUCAACAGGGGAGCUAACACUGAACAACACUAAUGCUGAUGAUAAUCCAAACAUCUCCUUUAACUACUUCAGCAAUCCUCAAGAUUUGCAGCAAUGUGUCAGUGGAAUUCGGAUCUUAGAGAAGCUUGUCAGAACAAAACGUUUAAUCGACUUCAUGCAGCCUGGCAACGAUACCUUUGAGAAGCUGCUCAACCUGAGUGUCACUGCUAAUUACAACCUUAUCCCCAAAACAGCUGAAGUUACAAAGUCCUUUGAGGAAUACUGCAGACAAACUAAAAUCACAAUCUGGCACUAUCAUGGUGGAUGUCACAAGGACAAGGUUAUAAACUCUGAGUACGAGGUUCUUGGAAUCGAUGCCCUUCGUGUCAUCGAUGGCUCAACGUUUGUCCAGUCCCCGGGCACUAAUCCUCAAGCCACUGUAAUGAUGAUGGGAAGGUACAUGGGGGUGAAGAUUCUGAGAAGCAGAUUAGGCAAGGCAGCUGGCAUAUAGCGGUGACCAACGACUUGUAACCGAAAGCUCAGGAUGUUCUAAUGCUGAUACAUUUUUUUUGAUUUUUUCAUCAGUUAUGAUUAUGAAUAAGGGAAUUUCAGCAAUUGCUUGCCCCUGUAUUAACAUGAAUAAUGUAAAAUAAAAGUUUUCCUUUUCUUAUAAGUAAACAUUGCAAAUUGCCAAGGAGCUUCAACAUUAAUGAUCACAUUACAGAUACCUAAAACUUAAUAUAUGUGUAUGAGAACAAACAUCAUGUACAAUCCUGCUACUAUCAAAUCUACCUCACUACCAGAGCUCUCCUUUUCCUUAUUUAUGUCUUCAUCGAAAACCUUCAAAAACUGAUAUCGUGCAAGUUUUUCAAUGAUGAUAG
Daucus carota subsp. sativus is the source of this 2078-nucleotide messenger RNA. Its product is annotated as protein HOTHEAD-like. Gene Ontology annotation, molecular function: flavin adenine dinucleotide binding; oxidoreductase activity, acting on CH-OH group of donors. NCBI's taxonomy places the organism in Eukaryota, Viridiplantae, Streptophyta, Magnoliopsida, Apiales, Apiaceae. The coding region runs from base 68 to 1708 and encodes 546 amino acids. The transcript has 4 exons. The record is from RefSeq and is a predicted model, not a curated record.